GGCAUUUCCAGUGUCAGGAAAAGUACCAUUGUACCGGACUAUACUUCGUCUCUUCAGAAGGUGAAUGUACAAACUGUAACAGCUAUGCUGCGAGAUAACGAUGUGAGGUUCUAUUGGUCCAGACGGUUACAUUGCGAGGACUUUGGCUCAGAUAUCACCUGUGAUUGGCCUACAUGGGCCGUUGACCUGACACUCGAGUCAAGGCAAGUCGCUAAGGUUGUAUUGGGAGGACAAGACUGGAACUGCCAGCCCGGGCUCAUGCUGAAACUCUUGGAAAACCUUUUCCGCGUGACCGUUCACAAACGUUCUUUACAUCAACAUGUGUGGCAAAGGUACCGAAUGAUGACAGGGUUCUGUUUGCGACUGGUCGCAUCUUUGGUCGCGUCUCUUGGGCAUCGACUCCUGGGUCACUCUGCGAUUGCGAGGCAGUACGCUGGCUACACGAGGUGUAUCACUCUUCUGCGGAAUAUAGAGGCUAUACGCCUUCCAGCUUUUUGGAGGCUGUGGGAGAUCGUGAUCCAGGAGUUCAAAGGCAUCCCGGAAACGUUUCGCGAUCAACGGUUGCCGGCAUUCGAGAAAUAUCUGCAGUGCCCCAGCCCGUUGACUGAGCAAUGUCUUACUGAAUGCGAGGAAGACCUGUUGUUGGUGGCUGAAGACAUCAGUUCCCGAACGAUAUUUGCAACAGAGCCGGGGCAUCUCGGAAGAUCAUACCAUCUGGCGCCGGACCGCAGUCUACCUGGCGAUCUGUUCGUUGGACUUUUUGGUGUCGACUUCCCUUCCUACUACGUCCGCUUGGAAACAGCUAGUACCGAAUGAUCAGCGUCACGCAUGCACGUUGUUAAUCACGUGUGGGGCGCGAUACCAGAGUGCGAAAAGCGUCUGCCCAAAGAGGACUGGCCGA
Messenger RNA from Macroventuria anomochaeta, 901 nucleotides. RefSeq lists its product as uncharacterized. NCBI's taxonomy places the organism in Eukaryota, Fungi, Ascomycota, Dothideomycetes, Pleosporales, Didymellaceae. The transcript has a single exon. The record is from RefSeq and is a predicted model, not a curated record. Bases 85 to 816 code for a protein of 243 amino acids.